AUGUUCUUGCGAGAAGACCUGGAUGACUUCAAGCGCUUGCUCGAUAUCAUCGGCAAAGACCCUAUCACCAUCAAGAAGUUCCCCAGGGCAAACAUUGUAAUCGUCGAGCGCACCACUGGCAGUGAUAACAGCGGCGACGAUGCCGUCAAUAUCAGAGCCAUGCACACCACCUCAUCCGCCCCUCUAUCCUCUCUGUCAGACACCUCUGACACCUUGGAGGAUGUCGAGAUGUUAGUAGAGGAAAAAGGUACAUUCGCUGCGGAACUCGGCGAUGGCAACGACACUGGGAAGUACUUCGCCGUUCCCGAGACCCAAUCUGCUUAUUUGGUGAGGGAUGAGCCCAAGUCGCAGACACCAGGCGUAUUCCCCUGGCAGAAUAGGAUCUGUCGCUGUGUCCCAAUCGCCACUGUCUUUGGGGACAAGGAUGUUGGCCUCCGUCUUCACCUGGGGCAGCAACGUCUGCAAGUGCCUUCCCCAUGA
Messenger RNA from Colletotrichum orchidophilum, 480 nucleotides. RefSeq lists its product as uncharacterized. The transcript has a single exon. NCBI's taxonomy places the organism in Eukaryota, Fungi, Ascomycota, Sordariomycetes, Glomerellales, Glomerellaceae. Bases 1 to 480 code for a protein of 159 amino acids. The record is from RefSeq and is a predicted model, not a curated record.